Arabidopsis lyrata subsp. lyrata is the source of this 1032-nucleotide messenger RNA. RefSeq lists its product as uncharacterized. NCBI's taxonomy places the organism in Eukaryota, Viridiplantae, Streptophyta, Magnoliopsida, Brassicales, Brassicaceae. Bases 165 to 818 code for a protein of 217 amino acids. The transcript is spliced from 2 exons. The record is from RefSeq and is a predicted model, not a curated record. Gene Ontology annotation, molecular function: zinc ion binding.
UAUCUGGAUUAUUCUUCAGCGCUGCUAAAGCUUACAGAGUGAGAGAUUUUGAAAAAUACUUCGAACAGUUAAGGGCUAAGAGUGCUACAUGCGCAAAUUACUUAGAGGAAAUUGGAUUUGAGCAUUGGACAAGAGCUCACUGUAAAGGGGAACGCUACAAUAUCAUGUCUAGCAACAAUUCGGAGUCUAUGAAUAAUGUCUUAACAAGAGCCAAAUCAUAUCCGAUUGUGUACAUGAUAGAGUUCAUUCGAGAGGUCCUAAUGCGAUGGUUCGCAGCGAGGAGGCAAAAAGUGGCUAGGUGUAAGUCUUUAGUGACGCCUGAGGUUGAUGAGCGUUUUCUCCAAGAUUUGCCUGCGUCAGGGAAAUUCGCGGUUAAGAUGUCUGGACCGUGGAGUUAUCAAGUUACAAGCAAGUCAGGUGAGCAUUUUCAUGUCGUUCUGGACGAGUGUACGUGUACGUGUCUUAGGUACACAAAGUUGAGAAUCCCAUGUGAACACGGUCUAGCAGCUGCAAUCGAGUUUGGAAUAGAUCCGAAGGUUGUUGUAGGAUGGUGGUAUGGACUUCAAACGUUUUCCGAUUCUUUUCAAGAACCGAUUCUACCUAUCGCGGAUCCGAAGGAUGUUGUCAUCCCACAACAUAUAUCGGAUUUGAUACUAAUUCCUCCAUACUGUAGACGACCACCAGGAAGACCAACAACCAAAAGGAUUCCAUCUAGAGGUGAAAACCGGAAAAAGAGACAGAAAAGACUUAUUCUGAAUCAGUGCACACGAUGUAGACAAGCAGGUCAUAACAAGAAGACUUGCAAAAAUCCUAUUUAGUUCUCCUCAAAAGCUUUAUGUCUCCGCGAAGACAGUGUACGUUUAUGUGUGGACAGUGUGUACCAAAGUGUUGUGACGGUGUACGUACGUUUAAUGUUUGCCAGCGUAUAACUAUGUACGUUUUCUGAGUGUACGUUUUUGUUAGUGUACGUGUUUGUUGUGUCUGUGUACGUAUAAUCUUCAUGCAAUAAACGGUUACAAACGGUUACACACA